AUGACUACAGACCAAGUCGACGGCUGGAAUGCGAAGAGAGAGCGAGCAAGAAUGCGGCAGGAGCAGGCAAUCGCAGAAGCGCAGGCUCGCCAGAGCGCGUCCGGCCAAGCGUCAGCCCCAGUAAUGUCAGCCGAUCGCCUGAGCGUCAGCUCGCGCCCCUCAUCCAUGAGACAUGCCUCCAGUCAGCAAACACUGCGGCGGGAGAGCAGCACCGGCAGCUUCCCAGCAAAUCAGGGCGAGCGCCGCGCAAGUUCAGGGACCACCGCCAACAUGCACCACUACGACGCGCGCCCUGCGGCGUCGGAACGCGCAAGCACAGACGCCAGCUCGUACCGGUCCCGCGACAGCGCCAUCAACCGCUCGCGGUCGGGCUCGUCAAACACGUCGUACACGUCGCAAGACGCGCCGCCGCUGCCGCGUGGCAACACCCCGGACAUGAGGGGCUACUGCGCAGAGCUUAUUCUCCAGAACCAGAACCUAGUUGCCUUUGGCGAGUCCGCCAGGUCCAAGAACCCGAGGCCGGGACGAUCGAGCCGCACCCUGUCGCUGCCGGCAAACGGCUUCACGCACACGGCACAUGCGCCGCACAGAUACGUCACGGCGCACGACCUGCGCGCCCUGCCUCCCCAGCAUCACAACCAACACCAGCACCAGCACCAGCACCAGCACCAACACGCCCGCCCCAUUAGCGCACAGCACGCACGCAACCAGGCCCUCGCCGCCCUCACCGCGGCAAAUAGCCACGCCCAAGCAACCCGCCGCGACCCGUCCUCGCCGCCGCCACACAGCGCCCACCCGCACAACCGCCACGCAAGCCUGACCUCGCACCCGCCCAACACCUCGGCGCGCAGCAAACCGCACGCGCCCGGGCCCGCGCGCCGGGCCACCGCACCGCUCCCCUCGCGCCGCUCCGAGCGCCGCGUCAGCUUCGAGGCGCGCACGGUGCCGCGGCGCGAGAGCCUGACGCAGUGGAAGCAGGAGCGCGACGAGGCGCGGGAGGCGCGGGGCGGGCCGAUGGAGCAGCGGGCGCGCGUGCAGGAGCGGGUGCGGCGCGCGAACGAGAUGGAGCGCGAGCGCGAGAAGGAGUUGGUGGAGAUGGGGAAGCGGGGGGCUGGGGACGAGGAGAGUCGGAGUUGCUUUGGGGGGUUGCUGGCGGCGGUUUGGGGGAGGAGUGGGUGA
Boeremia exigua is the source of this 1179-nucleotide messenger RNA. RefSeq lists its product as uncharacterized. The record is from RefSeq and is a predicted model, not a curated record. Lineage: Eukaryota; Fungi; Ascomycota; Dothideomycetes; Pleosporales; Didymellaceae. The transcript has a single exon. Bases 1 to 1179 code for a protein of 392 amino acids.